GGAGACGUCAGGGAUGGCUGCCCCAGUGGGCAACGACCAUGUGAGGGAUCUCCAGAGUGAGGUGGAAGGGGUAAAGAACAUAAUGUCUCAAAAUGUGGAGAGGAUCCUGGCUCGGGGAGAGAACCUGGACCAACUAAGGAAUAAAACCGAGGACCUGGAGGCCAGUUCUGAACACUUUAAGACCACAUCCCAGAAGGUUGCCCGGAAGUACUGGUGGAAGAAUGCGAAGAUGAUCGCCAUUAUCUGUGUGGUAGUUGGAAUCAUUGUCCUCCUCAUCAUCCUCCUUGCCACUGGAGUCAUCCCCACAUAG
This is a messenger RNA of Staurois parvus, 310 nucleotides long. Lineage: Eukaryota; Metazoa; Chordata; Amphibia; Anura; Ranidae. The record is from the annotation of a GenBank genome assembly.